Molecule: messenger RNA, 2478 nt
Organism: Anguilla anguilla (European eel)
Lineage: Eukaryota; Metazoa; Chordata; Actinopteri; Anguilliformes; Anguillidae
Gene: sdhaf2
Product: succinate dehydrogenase complex assembly factor 2
Exons: 4
Coding region: 126-617 (163 amino acids)
Biological process (GO): tricarboxylic acid cycle; protein-FAD linkage; mitochondrial electron transport, succinate to ubiquinone
Cellular component (GO): mitochondrion
Source: RefSeq, a predicted model, not a curated record
CCUCACCAAUAUGGCGAUUAAAUAUGUCAUCUGAUUUCAUCGCGACCUUUCAACCCUAGUAGUUCGUAGUACAAAACGCUCUGCGAAAGCGCAUUGAGGCCGAUGUGAGGAGAAGGAAAAGAAGAAUGUUUUCUGCCAUUACUGUGAACAAAGUUGUCAGUGGCCUUUGCCGGACAUCAUGGCAACGGGCUGUGUUGGGCACAGUUUCAACCCGUGGUUACCGAGGUGAUGCACCUGAUGACUCUGGCAAUGACCUCAUAGAGAUUCCCCUGCCCCCGUGGCAGGAGAAGCCUGGCGAGACGCUUGACAUCAAAAGGCGGCGGCUCCUGUACGAGAGCCGCAAGAGAGGCAUGCUGGAGAACUGCAUCCUGCUGAGUCUGUUUGCCAAGCAGUACCUGAACACCAUGACGGCGACCCAGCUGCAACAGUACGACAAGCUGAUCAACGAGCCUAGCAACGACUGGGACAUCUACUACUGGGCCACAGGGGCCCAUCCCACGCCCCCGGACUACCAGAGCGAGGUGAUGGACUUGCUGCGGGAGUUCACCAAGAACCGGGACCAGGAGCAGAGGCUGAGGGCCCCCGACCUGGAGUACCUGGACACCGGGAAACAGUGACCGACGCCCGGCUCUCGUCCGGAGGCUACCCGCGGCGCGCGCAGAGCCGCUGGUUAAUAUCGCCGCACGAUGUCCUUUUUUCGUCCUUGUAAAUAUUUGUAUUCGUUGACGUGUACGGAAUCCUGCUAACACGCCCGCCCGAUCGGCACCUCUCGGUGUCGUCUGCGCAGCGGCGGCGGUGUUAGCGAGGUUCAUAAAAAACGUACCUCAGACGGGGAGCGUUUUUUUUUUUUUUUUUUUUUUUUCCCUGCUCGUUCUCGCCGAACGCGGAAAGCCGUCGUUGUUGGGCAGCAGUGGUCCGCGGGGCCUUUGUGUUUAACAACCUCGACGCUGAGAGACUGUUUUACGGAAUGAUUGACGCCCUACCUUUAGGGCUUUAAAUUCGACGGAGUGCAGCGAGCAGGAAAGACGGCUCCGCUCUGUAUCGCUGUGAAAUAAAGCCUUCUUUGUUCUGGGCCUGCUUCUUUCAAAUGUCAGUAAUUUCACAUGGGGAUCCCUUUUAAAAUAGUACCUCCUUGUGCUUCGGGCAGGAAUGUGAAACCCAAAAAAAAGGGCUCUGAUAAAGGGCCCCGAAAUCAAAUGGAAGAACCAAAACACCAGAAAAUACACUGCAACUUUGGAAAGGGAGGAGAAGUCUGCAAAAGAACGUUGCGCACUUUGGGCCAGAUUGCAUCCAGACCGUACUGGUUUCUGAACGGGUGGGUGGGCGUGGCUCAGGGCGAUGCGCGAUGUCUCGUAGUCAUAGAGCAAGGGAGGGGUUUGGUUGGCAGGGUAACCUCCACCUCCACCUAGUGAGUAGCGGCUCCCCUGGCUCAUUCAGACUGCGCUGCCUGCGUCGGCUGCUUCGGCUGCUUCAGCUGCGCAGCCCUCCACUGACAGAGUGGAAAAGAAACAGUUGGCUGACUUGCGGCGUUCCAGGUGUACCUAACAUAACAUAACAUAAUGACGAGAACCGGCCAUUCAGCCCAACGAUGCUCGCCAUUUUUCUUACCGCAUUAGUGCUCUGAUUACCUACAGGCUAGAUGGUAUAAUACAGCCCCAUGCCUGCUUGUACUCUUCUAAAUUCAUGACAGAGGCAAGCACAAAGUAAGAAGUACUCGUGCAUGCUGUUCCUUUGACUAGUGUAUACUUCAGUCAUUAAUCUUUUCUGCAUCCCAAUCCAGACAUAUGCAAGGUUCAUAAAUGCCAUUUUUGGCUGGCUGGUCCCAGCACUUUUUAGUUUUAUUCAUCAAUCACGCUGCACAGAUCGGCUUCAUUUGGCCUGCCUCACGCGUGUUCCAAGGGUUUGAAGUCUCCCAGCGUGUGUCUCGAAAAGCCGGAGGAUUCGGUCUUCUGAAAUAUACACGAGAGAUUUCCAUCCGGCUUCAAAAAGUUUAAUAAGUUUAAUAAUUUCUGAAUUUGAACUUGACUCCCAAGUAAAUAAAACCAAUGUGAAGGCUUGAAUUUCAAUUGAGAAUUUUGGCCGCAUUAUUAUCCUUAUAAUGGCCACAAGAUGGCAGUGCGCCCUGAAUUUUGUAUGAACUCCAGCAUCCAUCGUUACAUCGAGUAUUCAUGACAACGUUUUACGUGAAAUGGACCAGCGGGUUUAGUUCUUUAUUGGAUGAGAAUAUAAACAGUUUUUCAUCUGUUCAUCUGUCCUGGUAUCCAGCGUAAUAUGAGGUGAUCAACAAAUGAGUUAUUCUUGACCAUUAUCUAAACUGUCCUGGUUCUAGACUGCUCUGAUGCAUCCUUUGUAUGGUACAGUGUGUAUUAUAUCCCCUAAAAUGGGGGGACUAUGCAUAUAAAGGGCUUUAAUUCCUAUACAGAUCACUGAAUAUGGAUGUAAAUACCUUCAAAUUAAAAUUGACAGUCUGCACUUUAA